Messenger RNA from Rhodofomes roseus, 1715 nucleotides. RefSeq names its product SET domain-containing protein. Gene Ontology annotation, cellular component: nucleus. Gene Ontology annotation, molecular function: protein binding. The record is from RefSeq and is a predicted model, not a curated record. The coding region runs from base 212 to 1567 and encodes 451 amino acids. Lineage: Eukaryota; Fungi; Basidiomycota; Agaricomycetes; Polyporales; Fomitopsidaceae. The transcript is spliced from 4 exons.
GCGACUUGCGAGCGACUCAGCGCGAGACUCGGACCCAAGACUGUCACCCAAGUCACCUUGACCCUUCCUGUGCAUUCGUCCUCGGCACCUUCUUCAAAUUUUGAACGCAUCGCCAAAUCGUUUGCUUGCCAAUCAGUACGUGCAUCAAGAGAUGUAUGAAGAGUCUGCCUUCAAAAUUUGACUGGGGCGGAAUUUCCACGUCCAGUCAGACAUGGUCAACCUAGACUUGAGCCAAACAAGUCUUCGCUUGGAGCGGCAUUCGUCAGCUAGGAACAAGGCGGUUGCAUCAGCUCCUAUCUCCGCGGGGGAGGUCAUGUUGACUGUUCCGGCACUGUCGACUGCUCUGUUACAAAGCGAGAAAGGCCGCCGAUGCGACCACUGCCACAGGCUUGCUUCUGAUGACAUCCGGCUGCGAAAAUGCACUGGUUGCGCCGCUUACUGGUACUGCGGUACAAAAUGUCAAUCGGUGCAGUGGAAGGCGCAUCACAAGAGAAUAUGCAAGCAAUAUCCUCGGUUCACUGUAUCAGAGGAUUACCAAGCCCUGUUAAGCCACGACCAAGUUGACGCAUUCCUCCUCUCACAUCUGUUGGGGGAUGUUUUCUCCAGCGGUCGAUAUGCGCUCACCAGCAGCGAGGACGGGCCCCUUGGUAUCUUCAUGGAUCUGAUGAAAGGCCCUCUCGCACAUGCUACCUCUAUUCCGGUAUGCGCAGGACCUCCAGGCACAGAUACUCCGCAAGUCGGGAUAGCAGACGAUUUGUAUAGCCGCUUUGGCAACAACAACUUCGUCGUCCAUUCGCAUCUGAAUUCAUACGCGCACGGCAUAUUUCCUCUCGCUAGCCGUCUAUUCAAUCAUUCCUGCGCUCCCAAUGCCGUCACGAAAUAUAUCAUUACUCCAUCGGAACCUGUCCGCAUGCAAUGCGCUGCUCUGCGGGACAUCGCAGAGGGCGAGGAGGUGACAAUUCCCUACUUGGAUCCGGCUCUACCCGUGGAGACCCGUCAACAAGCCUUGCAAAUGAACUACGGCUUCUCGUGUUCCUGCGCGUCUUGUUGCGUCAAUGAGCGCAUACACCCGGUGCCACCCCCAAGUCGGGGAUCGGCAGAACUUGAUGACUUUGAGAGAGCGCUGCGGAGAUACGUUCUGGGCGAUGCGGGGAGGGUCGUUAGGCUACGGGAGGACACUGACCUUCUCCAAAAGAUGCCGGUCGAAUUCGCCGCGGUCCUUCACGAGUCGUAUUUGCCCCAGCUGUCGGAAACUUUCAGCAGGACUUCGCAUGAAGGUCCGUACGGAGAAGCAUUGUCAACUGGGCUCACCCUACUGGCGCUCUAUUCACUCGUCUAUCCCGUCAACUACCCACAAAUCGGCAUGCAUGCGCUGGAGCUCGCAAAGACAGCGUGGAAUGCUGCCGUGACGCAUACAGAACCUGAGGCCGCGAGUGCUCUGAAGAGCGAUGCGAGAUCAUUUCUUCUUAUUGCGACUCAUGUCCUGAAUAUUUACGGGGAAGAAGGGGACGAAGGCGGCCCGUUGGCAGAGAUCCGUGUCUUGGGAGAGAUACUGGGGCUUCCAUAGCGAGUACACUGUCUUCCACGUACGCCCCUUCCUUCCAUCGCAGUGAUAGUACUUUCAACUUGACCGUUUCAAUGACGUUGUCCCGCUAAGUAACUGCUGUGUGAGUAAUCGCAGCCCGCGUCUCAGGCAUGGGCGCUAUAUGCGGUGA